This is a messenger RNA of Cuscuta campestris, 2355 nucleotides long. The record is from the annotation of a GenBank genome assembly. Lineage: Eukaryota; Viridiplantae; Streptophyta; Magnoliopsida; Solanales; Convolvulaceae.
AUCUAUUUACAUAAACUAAAAAAUAUUACCAACAGUUUGUUAAAAAUAAGAAAUCUCCACGAGUUAUCUAUGGGAUUAGGGGCGAAUAUCCCUGAGAUAUAGUAAAAAAGAAAAACUGAAAUGAAAAAUUAAGAAGAAAAUUACUUAAAUAUUAUGAUAAUAAAAUUAUACAAAAUUGAGCCUACAAGCACACUCACUAGAAACGGAACGAGUCAAGCGAAGCCCAAAAAUUUGAUCUCUGGAAAACGUAAUUGUGGUAAAGGUCGUAAUGCCAACGGAAUUAUCACUAUAAGACAUCGAGGAGGAGGUCAUAAACGCUUAUGUCGUAAAAUCAACUUUAAAAGGAAUGAAAAAGAUAUAUCUGGUAAAAUAAAAACGAUAGAAUAUGACCCUAAUAGAAACGCAUACAUCUGUCUCAUACAUUAUGUAAAUGGUGAAAAGUGGUAUAUUUUACAUCCUCGCGGGGCUCUAAUUGGAGAUACAAUAAUUUCUGGUCCAGAAGUUUCCAUCAAAAUAGGCAAUUCAUUACCUUUAAACGAAAUACCUUUGGGUACAUCUCUGCAUAACCUAGAAAUCACACGCGGAAAAGGUGGACAAUUAGCUCGCGCAGCAGGUGCUGCGGCUAAACUGAUUGCAAAAGAGGGUCAAUCUGCCACCCUAAAAUUACCGUCUGGAGAACUACGUUUUAUAUCCAAACAAUGUUCAGCAACAGUCGGACAAGUAGGUAAUAUUGGGGUGAAUCAAAAAAGCUUAGGCAAAGCGGGAGUUAAACGGUGGCUAGGUAAACGUCCUAUCGUAAGAGGGCUAGUUAUGAACCCAAUAGACCACCCUCACGGAGGCGGUGAAGGUCGAGCACCUAUUGGUAGAAACCAACCUAAAACCCCCUGGGGAUAUCCUGCACUUGGAAAAAAAACUAGACGCAAAAAUAAAUACAGCAAUAAGUUUAUUCUUCGUCAUCGUAUGUAACUCUGGGGGAGGAACUAAACAACUAGGUAAACUAAAACUAGCAGGGAAAAUUAUAUGAUAAAUAAAGAAAUGAGGAAAAAAGCAUGACAUAUUUACUAAAAAAAAAUCCAUUCGUCGCCAAUAAUUUAUUAAAAAAAAUAAAUAAACUGAACAGAAAGGCUCAAAAAGAAAUAAUAAUAACUUGGUCCCGGGGAUCUACAAUUAUCCCAAUAAUGAUUGGACAUACUAUUGCUAUCCAUAAUGGAAAAGAGCAUUUACCUAUUUAUAUAAUGGAUGAUAUGGUAGGCCAUAAAUUGGGAGAAUUCGCAGCCACAUUAAAUUUCCGAGGGCAUGAAAAAGGUGAUAAUAAAUCUCGUCGAUGAAUUUUAUUUUAAUAAUAAUUAAAAAAUCAUUCUACAAAUUGAUUUCAAUUUAGUAAGAGGCAACCAGAUGACAAAGAAAACAAAACCAGAAACCUAUGUGUUCAGCCAAAAUUUCCCUAUAUCGGCUGAUAAAGCCCGCAGGGUAAUUGACCGAAUUAGGGGUCGUUCCUAUGAAGAAACCCUUGUUAUAUUAGAACUUUUGCCCUAUCGGGCCGCGUAUCCGAUUUUUAAAUUUGUAUGUUUCGCAGCAUCAAAUGCCAGUUCCACUUCCACUUCAAAGAAAGAAAAUUUAUUUAUUAGUAAAGCCGAAGUAAAUGAGAGACCCGCUAUAAAAAAAUUAAAACCGCGAGCUCGCGGCCGGAGUUAUCCAAUAAAAAAGGCAACCUGCCACAUCACUAUUGUACUAACAGACCUCUCGUUCUACUUUAAUGAAUUGGUAGAGCCACAACAAGAAAAAAAUCUUCUAACUAAAUUAUAUUUGAAUCUGAGGGGUUUAUGGGACAAAAAAUAAAUCCGCUUGGUUUGAGACUUGGUACAAACCAAGAUCAUUAUUCAAUUUGGUUUUCACAACCAAAAGCGUAUUCAAAAAGUUUACAAGAAGAUCAAAAAAUACGAAGUUUUAUAAGAAACUACAUAAAAAAUAUGAAGAUAUCACCCUCUGGUGUCGAGGGACUUGCACGUAUCUCUAUUUACAAACGAAUUGAGCUAAUUGAAGUUAGAAUCUUUCUGGGAUUUCCAAAAUUGUUACUCGAAAAUAGACCAGAAGGACUGGAAGAAUUACAAAUAACUUUACAAAAAGAAUUGAAUUGUGGAAACCGAAGAUUGAACAUACUUAUCACGAAAGUUGAAAAACCUUAUAGCAAUCCUAAUAUUCUUGCCGAAUUUAUUGCCGGACAAUUGAAAAAUAGAGUGUCCGUUCGACAAGCAAUGAAAAAAGCUAUUGAAUUGGCGGAAGAAGCAGAUACAAAAGGAAUUCAAGUACAGGUUGCUGGGCGCCUUAAUGGACAAGACAUUGCACGUGUACAGU